AUGAUCUCCUUUCUGUCAAGACAAUGCCUCUUUAUCGCCCUCCUGCUGCUGAUGUUGAUGACGGCCCGUGCCCAAUUUGGUGUGAAGGACAAGGACAAAGCAAAGGAUGGAAAUCAUAAUACGAAGAACCAACUUGAUCUAGAAAAUGACCCAGAACUUCUCGCUGCCAUGGAAAUCUUUGCGGGCAUGUCACCCGAAGAAAUGGAAGAAACCAUGAAGGAGCUGACUCAAAUGUUGGGAGAUGAUCCGGAAACGCUAUCGGCCAUUCGAGACGUCAUGAAAGAAAUUCCCAAUCUCAAAACGUCCGACAUUCAGUCUUCGCUGAAGGAAAUGGUUUCCGAGGAUGAAGUUGCCGCGGCCACUCAAGACGCACUCAAGUUGCUGGGAAAAUCCAACUGGGAAACCAUAUGGGAAAAACAAGAUUUGAUCUUGGAGGCCGUGAUUCAAUCGGGACAGCUCUCUGCGAACGAUGCAGCACUCUACAAGAGCGACAAAGAUGCUUGGGAAAAGGAACUACGAUUUAUAUGGAAUGAACUGCAAAAACAAGCAGCUGCCUCCUCUGGAAAGGAUGAGUUGUAG
Messenger RNA from Seminavis robusta, 579 nucleotides. Lineage: Eukaryota; Bacillariophyta; Bacillariophyceae; Naviculales; Naviculaceae. The record is from the annotation of a GenBank genome assembly.